Molecule: messenger RNA, 1355 nt
Organism: Syngnathus typhle (broad-nosed pipefish)
Lineage: Eukaryota; Metazoa; Chordata; Actinopteri; Syngnathiformes; Syngnathidae
Gene: sult2st3
Product: sulfotransferase family 2, cytosolic sulfotransferase 3
Exons: 6
Coding region: 262-1140 (292 amino acids)
Biological process (GO): sulfation
Cellular component (GO): cytoplasm
Molecular function (GO): sulfotransferase activity
Source: RefSeq, a predicted model, not a curated record
UUGGGAACUUCUGUGCUUACUUCCUGUACCCUCGGACCUCUGCAUACUUUUAAAUCAUGUGUAUACUUUUGUCGUUUCCUUGUUUACCUUGGUUGUUGCCAUUGACCUUUGGAGCUUCCGGAAACAAUCAUACACGUGAAGGCUUGUCUGAAAUAUCUUGGAAAGCCCAACUUGUUCGAGCGUAUUGACGUAUUUACGCGGACGUGAACGUCUCAGGGGAUCCGCCUGGCUCGUCCCUGGAGAGUUGGAAGAACAAGCACAAUGUCUGCAGAAGACUUGUAUAUUUUGCGCCAUGGACUUAUGAUGCCAAAGGAAACCCACUCUCAAGAAAGCCUGACAUUUCUUGCACAGGAUUUCACUUUUGAAGACGAUGACGUCAUCGCCGUCACGUACCCAAAGUCAGGUACAAUCUGGAUGCAAGAGAUCCUCCCGCUGGUGCUCAAUGGUGGGGACCUGACACCCAUCCAAACCAUUCCCAACUGGGAUCGAGUUCCCUGGCUGGAGGAGAAAAGAUUACAAGUCGUUGUGGAUUGGUUGACUUCUCCACGAGCACUGGUCACACAUUUUCCUUACCAACUCAUGCCACAGUCCUUCUUCUCCUCCAAAGCCAAGGUGAUCUAUGUCAUGAGGAACCCCAAGGAUGUCGUUGUGUCCUCCUAUUACUUCCACCAAAUGGCCACUUUCCUCGAAGACCCUGGAACCUGGGAGGAAUUUAUCGACAAGUUCCUGGAAGGCAGAGUGAUGUUUGGCAAAUGGACCGACCACGUCAAGAGCUGGAGGCACGCCGACAUGGGAGACAGAAUUCUGUUUAUCACAUAUGAGCAAAUGAUUCAGGAUCUUCCUGCAGCUCUACGGCUUAUGUCCAAUUUUCUGGGAAAGAACCUGAAUGACGACGUCAUCGAGAAGAUAGCCAACCAUUCUUCUUUCAAGUCCAUGCAAGCCAACAUUAUGUCCAAUUUCAGUUUGGUCCCCAAGAUCUACAUGGACUCUGACAAGUCUCACUUCCUUCGGAAAGGUGUUUCUGGAGACUGGAAAAACCACUUUAGCUCAAAGCAACUGGCCCACUUCUCCUCGGUGAUUUCCGAGGAGCUGGAGGGGGAGCGCUUCACCCUGCCAUGGAACUUAGAUGACGAGGCUUGACGUAGCACAUGUAACAAACGUAGAAAUGUCACAUUUGCAAGUAAGUUAUGGAAUCCUCAAAAGUCCUUUUCAGCCCUGCAUACUAAUGGCAAUCUAAUGGCACCCAAUCCAAGAAGGAUAUGAACCCCGACCAUACUAACAAGCAUAAUUCUUAUUUAUCACUGUGUCUUCCCUUACAUGAUAUUGCGCUACAUAUAUUAAAUGAUUCUCACUAA